ACUGCUGGACUUCGACAGGUUUGACUGCUCGGUAGUAGAAGUCUUUCACGAUAAGCGCGUUCUUGUUAUGCUCUGUGGUAUGGUAGUAGCUGUUUCCAAAUUAUUGCUGUGCACUGUUAUAUAGUGGGGGCGCGAAUAAAGCUUUAGAGUCGCAACAGUUCUAGUUCUGUGCACUUAUGCGAUAAAUGAUCGGUUUGUGAUGUAAAGUUAGCUUUUUCUCUGCAGGUAACUUCACUGUUUAGUCUCCACUCAACAGUAAUAACACAUCAUAUGUAGUUCCUGUUGCAAAGAAGUCUUUUCUUGUGAUUUUGUGCAACCCCUAACAAGGUAGCGUGUUUCGUUUUUAUAUUUCCGCACAUUAGCCAUUAUAAAGGUUGUUAUGAACUUGUUUCACAUUUUGUCACGUUACAGCCACUAUUUUUUAUUGGAUUUUUUUGUUGUUUGACAAUGACAAACCCAAAGGGAAGUAUUUUGAGAAGUAGAGGUUGCUGCAUAGUUUUUGAAACGUUUUCACAUAGAAUCUGAAAGGUGCGGUGUGCAUUUUUAUUCAGCCUCCUAGUCAAGUUUGGAGAUGGAGAACUACUGUUAGGUCUCCAUUUCUGUGCCCCUGUUAAACAUAUUCUAGGUGUCUCCCAUCUUGGCAGAAUUACCUCAUCAGCAUGUCAUUUGGCUCAGGAGAGGCCUGGUAAUGAUCCAUUCAUUUGAUCCAGUUGUGUUGGAGCAGAGAUGUAUCUAAAUGUUAAAGGAUAAUACCUCUUGGGCACUCUUAUAAAACAAAUUCUAACUAAGUAAAGUUCAUGAAACAACUCUGGGUGCUGAUACAUUUUUAAAUGGAAAAUUGGCAUUUUUCAAUUUAGAAAAUACUUCACAUUUUUCACUAUUUGAGCUGCAGAUCUGAUUAUAGAAAAAGGGACUGAAUCAAGGAUCGCAAGACUCUCAGACUUGGUGUUUUACAGAAGAUGGGUUAUUUGGAGAUGUAGAAAAAUUUUUUUUUAACAAAAACAGAAGUUUAAUAUGUCUACUGUGUUUUUAGCCAACUUCUGCUCCACCUUGACCUAAUUUCUGUGACAUGGAGCCAGAUGGGGAGCUUAACCCGGACACAGAUGACCUUCCUCUCAGAGCCAAUACUAACCACAUACUCGUCAGGCAUUACGUGCUGGACCUGACCGUUUGUUUUGACAAGAAGAUCAUCAGUGGUAGCAUUGUUCUGUUCCUUGAGCCUUGCUCUGCUGAGAUGGCUAAAACUAAGGAUGAUAUUGGACCAGAAACUGGAGAUGGUGAAAGGCAGGAACCCAAUGAGGAAGAUACAAAGCUUGGAAGUGACACUCAGAGUUCAGAUUUAUUUCAGAGCUCCAAUGCUGAGGAUUUCACUUUAGUGCUGGACUGCUGUGACCUUGAAGUGUCAAAGGUGGAAGAGGUGGACACUAAUUCUGUAUCAGCGGCAUUGGGUUUUCCACUUACGGCUGCAUCUGAAGAUAUUUCACUGGACUCACAAGCAGAUUUUAUUCAGCACCUUUUCUCCAUGCCCUCUUCCCAUUGGAAGGAAAAGCAUCGGCGCUUUUUACUAUGCAGCCGGAGCCCUGGCGUCCAGAAUAGCAACUCGCUUCACUUCCACACAGAUCGCUGGAGUUUGAAGCUGAAAAAAAUGGGGGUCACAACUUCACAAGGCUUCCCCCGUAUUAUUAGGAUCUACUACAUGACAAAACCACUGGGAGGCUCAGUGAGGUGGACCAAGGACCAGGACAACAGGGAGUGUGUUUACACCGCCGGCUCUCCCAUCAACAACCGGGCCCUCUUCCCCUGCCAGGAGCCUCCUGUUGCCAUGUCAACGUGGCAGGCAAGGGUACGGGCCCCCAGUGACUGUGUGGUGUUGAUGAGCGGGGAGGAGGAGGAUGUUCCAGCUGAGGACGGGGACACACAUUUCCUGACCUGGAACUAUUACGUCACAAUGCCCAUGCCUGCGUCCACUUUCACUUUGGCUGUGGGACACUGGUGCCAGGUUCCUACAGAGACUCCUUCAACUCUGGAAAACGAGGUUGAAGACGGGGUGGGCUGCAGCUGCCUCAAGGCUGAGCUUGUGUCAGAACUUGCAAAGUCUCCUGGUGAAGUAAUAAGAGGCGCUCCAUGUCAGAUUGGCAGAGAUGAGGCCACCAGCUCAGACUCUGCAUUCUGUCACUCUUCCCUUGGGCAUAAGGAGCUCUCUUUAACUGAUUAUUCAGGCAUGGAAGAUGACGGCAUCUCUUGUUCCCAUGGCGACUACCCUUGUCGGUUUGCUGAGCGGUCGGCUUGGUCCCAGCGGGUGGUUCCACACCGUGUAUUUAGCCCUGCCUGCCUGCUCCAGAAGGCUCAGAUGGGAAUCCUCAAGCUGCUGCCUCAAUGCUUGGCUGCAGCCCAUGCGGUUCUAGGAGUUCACCCUUUUCCCCGUCUUGACGUCCUUAUCGUCCCAGCAGGAUUCUCCAGUCUUGGCAUGGCCAGCCCCCAUAUAAUUUUCCUGUCCCAGAGUGUGUUGUGCAAGGAAUGUCCUGGUUCUGGAGUGAAUAGACCGACUCUGAGUGGAUCCAGGAUUUGCCACGAGAUUGCCCACUCCUGGUUUGGCCUGGUUAUUGGAGCCAGAGACUGGACAGAGGAAUGGAUCAGUGAAGGCUUUGCUACUUUUCUGGAGGACAUUAUAUGGGCCCAAGCACAACAACUAUCUUCACAACAGACUGCAGAGCAAUUUGACCUGAAGGCGUUGUUGAGGUGGAAGCGACUUUCAGAUGAGUUGCAGAACUCAAAUGAAGAACUUCAAAUUCUUCGACCGAACAUGGAAAGAACUGGUCAAGUCAGUGAUUCUGGCUCCUCCACAAUCAAACAUGCGCUUAACCCCGACAAAACUUUCAUGCAAGUCCACUAUCUCAAGGGCUACUUCCUUCUCAGGUUCUUGGCCAGUGAAGUUGGGGACCAGCACUUAAUUGACUUCUUCAGAUUAUUUGUAAAGAAAUACCAUGGACAACUUAUUUUGUCUCAGGAUUUCCUGCAAAUGUUCCUGAUUACCUUCCCACACAUGGAGAGAAAGGGCCUCACCCUCAGUGCUAUUUACGCCGACUGGCUUGAUCGACCGGGAAUUCCAGAGUGGCUGCAUGAAAGGAGCGCCGUGUGGUCACAGGCGAGGCUGGUGGAAGAAGUCAAAGCAGAGGUUGUAAAAUGGAUUCUCUCCAGUCGGACUCACCAGGCGAAGGGCAGAAAGCGGAAGAGAACAGAACCCAAGGUGAACUACAAAGAGCUGACGACGGAGCAGCUGGUGAUGCUUUUGGAGCUUCUACUGGAAGAAUCGGAGCUGAGUGUGUCAUCGAUGCGUGCUCUGCACAAAACCUACAAUCUGCAGAAUCAAGAUGCUGAGGUCCGACAUCGCUGGUGUGAGCUGGUGGUUAAACACACUUACUCUCAGGCUUACUGUGAUGUUGAGGACUUUCUGCUUCAUGAUCAGGCAAUGGGUGUGUAUCUUUACGGGGAGCUGAUGGUUCAGGAGGAUCCAGAGCAGCAGGCUUUGGCUCGUCGAUGUCUCGCAUUGGUCCAGGAGGAAAUGGACCAAUCAGCACGCAGAGUUGUGGAGGAGAUGAUUCUGUGACACUGGAGGUUUGCGGAAUGCGGACAGAGACGACAAGAGUUUGGCCCGGAGGAUGAACGAGGAUGCAGCACUCGCUCCGUCUUUCUCUGGGACUCUGCAGGAACACCAGAAGGCUGCCUUUGUGCUCUACAGCCAACUGGAAAGCUCCAGCGUAUUCGAUUACAAUGAGACUACGCAAGCUGUUCGCAGCAGAACAGCGUUGUCAGGCAAAAAAUAAAAACCAUCAUUCCUCAUUGUCUUUGAACGUUAAUGGAGGAAAAAUGAGAAUUUCACAGAUAAAAGCUCAGACAUGUUUAACGCUGUGAGCUUGAGUUGAUGAUGUCAUAGGUGUGUUUAGGGAUGACUUCACAUCUGUUUAGUCUUAAAUGGUUCUUUGAAGUUUAGACUGGAAAUUUUUUAAGGGAAGGUAAAUUUCACAAAGGUUAUUCCUAUUUUCACACUUGACUGCAUUAAGACUGACCCUAGACAGCUCAGGGCAUUUUUCUGUGUUGGCAUAAUGAAUUGUAGAAAAAUAAUAUUUUUAUAUUAAAUAAACAUUUCCACAAAUAUAAA
This is a messenger RNA of Gambusia affinis (western mosquitofish), 4159 nucleotides long. RefSeq names its product aminopeptidase O (putative). The transcript is spliced from 17 exons. NCBI's taxonomy places the organism in Eukaryota, Metazoa, Chordata, Actinopteri, Cyprinodontiformes, Poeciliidae. The record is from RefSeq and is a predicted model, not a curated record. Gene Ontology annotation, molecular function: zinc ion binding; metalloaminopeptidase activity. The coding region runs from base 1070 to 3607 and encodes 845 amino acids. Gene Ontology annotation, cellular component: nucleolus.